CAUAGCAGCUAUUCGCCAUCGUCUGACUCCGUUUCCUCAGUUGCGAGAGAAAAUGCGUGAAUUGCGAGACGCCAAUGCACGUCACGGUCAAUAUGCGGCGGCUAUGGAGAACCUCAAACACAUUUUCAACAUCACGAAAACAAUCCAGGAUACUAAAGUGGCUCUAGAUCAAGGAAAAUUGCUAGUAGCCCACAAAAACAUAAUGGACCUGGAGCUAGCUAGAGACGAACUGCUAUUCGAGGUCCACAAAUCUGAUUCUCCAAACAAGGAUUAUGAGAAAAAUCUUCUCGUGACUUUCUUCAUAAAAGUGGAUGAAUUGGUAACUGAUCUGAGUAGCAAUAUGUGGUUUGUAAUUGGACGUGCACUGGAAAUGGUCAAGGGCAGCGAAAGCGGUAGCGGUCCUCAGGAACUGGUCUCAUGUAUCCGUAUCGUUGAACGCGAAGAACGAAUCGACAAUUACUACUUGGAUAAAAAGGCUCGCGGCAGUGCUUUUAUGCCGCCAGGACGGCCUCGUCAGUGGCGUAAAAAGGCCUUUGAAGUGCUCGAGAAAACUGUGUGGAGUCGUGUCGAAGGAAAUCAGUUGGAAGAUCGAAGUUUGAAUAAAGCUUGGUUAGCCAGAUACCUGGAAGUGUGUCGAAAAGUGAUUGUAGACGACCUACAACUGGCGCGUGCUGCUGUUCCGUGCUUUCCACCCGACUAUCAGAUCUACGAUAGAUUUGUCCACAUGUACCAUAACUGCGUGUGUAAAAGGCUACGUGAAAUAGCGGCAGAACAGAUGGAGAAAAGUGAGCUUGUCCAGUUACUGAGUUGGAUUCAAACUUAUGGUGGCGAAGAACUGCUUGGCAACCGCCGUCUCCAGAUCAACACUGCUGCCUUGUUAGAUGAUGUUCCUGUGCUGUCCAGAUCAACUCUUAACUCGCUCUAUGACAGUUUCGUAGAGAUGACGAGGCGUGAUAUGAAGAAUUGGCUCGAUAAAACUUUGAGUGCCGAGAAGGAUGAUUGGAACAAGCACGUACGACCUGACGAGGACAACUUUGGAUAUUUCUACACGAGUCUUCCAAAUAUCAUGUUCGGAAUGCUGAGGGAUACGGUGACGCUUGCGAAAGAAGUUAGUGUUGAAGUGAUUCCGAGCGUCAUCAACCUUACAAUUGAGGAAUUCUUCAUUUUCGCCAAUAAAUAUAAAGAUGCUUUCACUGCUUAUCGGAACAAGUAUUUUGAAAAUCGUAGCACUUUCCGAGAAUUCACAUCUACUAUGGUUGCGAUCGCCAACAAUUUACAGACGUGUAUCGAGUCCACUGAUAAGUACAUGCAACAGGUUCGUUUAUCGAUGGAGAGCGAUGAGCAGCAAGAUGGUGGAGUUGCUGGCCGCCGCGCAGUUAGUCGUCAGCAGAUCAUUGACAAUAUCGACCGAUUGAACGCUAGAUGGAGUAGUGCAGUAGGAGUAGCUGUGAACUACUUGCUAGAGGAGAUAUGUGAAGAUUUGAGUCCCCACCUUGCGGAGUUAUUCUCCAGGAAGUGGAUUGUUGGAUGUUCUGCACCUGAGACUAUAUGUAUGACCGUGCAAGACUACUAUGCUGACCAUCGCCAUCUGCGUCCUGCCACCCGCUGUGCAUUAUUAAUGGAUCUGCAGUUUCGAAUUGUUGGAGAGUAUCUGAAGGCAAUAGACUCUCGCCGUCUAACGUUCGCCACCUAUGAAGAAAGAGCUGCGGCGGGAUCGCGGAUGAAAGCGGAUGCACAACGGCUAGAAGCGUUGUUCAAGCAACUUAUUGACACUGAUGACAUCAAUGAGCCGUUUUCGCUUAUUUGUUCGUUAAUAUCGAGUUGCGGCGAAGUGAUCAGCCUACGUGACAAAUCUCUUCUAACAUUGGAAGUGACUACGUUCAGCAGG
This is a messenger RNA of Haemonchus placei, 1888 nucleotides long. Lineage: Eukaryota; Metazoa; Nematoda; Chromadorea; Rhabditida; Trichostrongylidae. The record is from the annotation of a GenBank genome assembly.